Pteropus alecto (black flying fox) is the source of this 1893-nucleotide messenger RNA. It is a transcript of the gene PCK1, whose product is annotated as phosphoenolpyruvate carboxykinase 1. The transcript is spliced from 9 exons. Gene Ontology annotation, molecular function: manganese ion binding; GTP binding; phosphoenolpyruvate carboxykinase (GTP) activity. The record is from RefSeq and is a predicted model, not a curated record. Lineage: Eukaryota; Metazoa; Chordata; Mammalia; Chiroptera; Pteropodidae. Gene Ontology annotation, cellular component: mitochondrion; cytosol. Gene Ontology annotation, biological process: cellular response to insulin stimulus; gluconeogenesis; cellular response to dexamethasone stimulus. Bases 1 to 1893 code for a protein of 630 amino acids.
AUGCCUCCUCAGCUGCAAAACGGCCCCGGCUUCUCCGGCAAAGUCGUCCGGGGCUCCCUGGACAGUCUGCCCCCGGCGGUGAGAGAGUUCGUGGAGAGCAGCGCCAAGCUGUGCCAGCCCAAGGACAUCCACAUCUGCGAUGGCUCGGAGGAAGAGAACCGGCAGCUGCUGGAGCUCAUGGAGGCGCAAGGGACGCUCAAGAGGCUGAAGAAGUAUGACAACUGCUGGCUGGCGCUCACCGACCCCAGGGACGUGGCCAGAAUUGAGAGCAAGACGGUCAUCGUUACCCAAGAGCAAAGAGAUGCAGUGCCCAUCCCCAAAAGUGGCCUCAGCCAGCUGGGUUGCUGGAUGUCCGAGGAGGACUUUGAGAAAGCCUUCAGUGUCCGGUUUCCAGGCUGCAUGAAAGGUCGCACCAUGUACGUCACCCCAUUCAGCAUGGGGCCCCUGGGCUCGCCUCUGUCAAAGAUCGGCAUCGAGCUGACCGAUUCUCCGUACGUGGUGGCCAGCAUGCGCAUCAUGACGCGAAUGGGCACGCCCGUCCUGGAGGCUCUGGGUGAGGGGGACUUCGUCAAGUGCCUCCACUCCGUGGGCUGCCCUUUGCCUUUGAAACAGCCUCUGGUGAACGGCUGGGCCUGUAACCCCGAGCUGACGCUCAUCGCCCACCUGCCCGACCGCAGAGAGAUCAUCUCCUUUGGGAGCGGGUACGGCGGGAACUCGCUCCUUGGGAAGAAGUGCUUUGCCCUGAGGAUGGCCGGCCGGCUGGCCAAGGAGGAGGGGUGGCUGGCAGAGCACAUGCUGAUCCUGGGCGUGACCAACCCCGAGGGCCGGAAGAAGUACUUUGCCGCGGCCUUCCCCAGCGCCUGCGGGAAGACCAACCUGGCCAUGAUGAACCCCACGCUGCCGGGGUGGAAAGUAGAGUGUGUGGGUGACGACAUCGCCUGGAUGAAAUUCGACCAGCAAGGUAACUUAAGGGCUAUCAACCCCGAAAAUGGAUUUUUUGGUGUCGCUCCUGGGACCUCCGUGAAGACAAACCCCAACGCCAUCGAAACCAUCCGGAAGAACACUAUCUUCACCAACGUGGCUGAGACCAGUGACGGGGGCGUUUACUGGGAAGGCAUUGACGAGCCGCUGGCCGCAGGCAUCAGCCUCACUUCGUGGAAGAAGAAGGAGUGGACCCCCGAGGAUGGGGAACCUUGCGCCCACCCCAACUCGCGGUUCUGCACCCCGGCCAGCCAGUGCCCCAUCAUCGACCCCGCCUGGGAGGCUCCAGAAGGCGUGCCCAUCGAGGGCAUCAUCUUCGGAGGGCGUCGCCCUAAUGGUGUCCCUCUUGUCUACGAAGCCCUCAGCUGGCAGCACGGGGUGUUCGUGGGGGCGGCCAUGAGAUCAGAGGCCACGGCGGCCGCCGAACACAAAGGCAAAGUCAUCAUGCAUGACCCCUUCGCCAUGAGGCCUUUCUUUGGCUACAACUUUGGCAAAUACCUGGCCCACUGGCUCAGCAUGGCCCAGCACCCGGCAGCCAAGCUGCCCAAGAUCUUCCACGUCAACUGGUUCCGGAAGGACAAGGAGGGCAAGUUCCUCUGGCCGGGGUUUGGCGAGAAUGUCAGGGUCCUGGAGUGGAUGUUUAACCGGAUCGACGGGAAAGGUGGUGCCAAGCUCACGGCCAUCGGCUACGUCCCGGAGGAGGGGGCCCUGAAUCUGAAAGGCCUGGGGGAUGUCAACGUGAAGGAGCUCCUGGACGUCUCCAAGGAGUUCUGGGAGGAGGAGGCGGAAGUCACCCAGACGUACCUGGAGGAGCAAGUGAACACCGACCUCCCCUACGAGGUAGAGAGAGAGAUCUUGGCUCUGAGGCAGAGAGUCAGCCAGAUGGAGUCAGACUCAGGGCUUCACCCUUAA